GAGCGCACCUCUGGCCCCCCCGUGUGGGGCUCUUCAGUAAUUGCACCCUGGUGGUCCGUCGCAGCAAUAUCACGCAGAGUGACACAUCAUCAACACCAGACGCACAACCAUAGGAAACCAACAGCAAACAUGCUUUUCUACUCGUUCUUCAAGUCGCUGGUGGGGAAGGAUGUGGUGGUGGAGCUCAAAAACGACUUGAGCAUCUGCGGAACACUUCAUUCUGUUGACCAGUACCUGAACAUUAAGCUCACAGACAUCAGUGUCACUGAUCCAGAGAAAUAUCCACACAUGCUGUCUGUGAAAAACUGUUUUAUCCGUGGAUCUGUGGUCCGGUACGUUCAGCUGCCUGCAGAUGAAGUGGACACGCAGCUCCUGCAAGACGCUGCACGGAAAGAAGCCAUGCAGCAGAAGCAGUGAUUGACCUGAAGCAUGGGGUUGGGUCUGGGGUAGGUGGGGGGGGAGAGAGACAGUGAAUAAUGAGUAGUUUUGAGUUCAUUUAAAGAAGAUCCAGUUUGUGCAGCUCUUGUAAUUAGGCAGUAUUGGUCAUUUUUCUGUACUUUCACA
This is a messenger RNA of Perca flavescens (yellow perch), 564 nucleotides long. It is a transcript of the gene lsm2, whose product is annotated as smx5. Gene Ontology annotation, cellular component: U4/U6 x U5 tri-snRNP complex; precatalytic spliceosome; P-body. The transcript is spliced from 5 exons. The record is from RefSeq and is a predicted model, not a curated record. Bases 130 to 417 code for a protein of 95 amino acids. NCBI's taxonomy places the organism in Eukaryota, Metazoa, Chordata, Actinopteri, Perciformes, Percidae. Gene Ontology annotation, molecular function: RNA binding. Gene Ontology annotation, biological process: mRNA splicing, via spliceosome.